UUACACAACAGCCCAAAACUUAUAUUAGUGUAUCUGUCUGUCUGUCUGUCUGUCUAGGGUUUUCUUUGUUCUUACUACACCAGUGUUAGUGUUGUUCGCAGCUCUUCUUCGCAUCGUAGUAGUACACUUCGCACCUCUUCUUCUCUAUCGAAGAUGAGUAAGCUUCAGAGUGAUGCUGUGAGAGAAGCUAUUACAGGAAUCAUGGGUGAUUCCAAAGAAAAAAACCGUAAAUUUGUGGAGACUAUUGAACUCCAGAUUGGUUUGAAAAACUAUGAUCCUCAAAAGGAUAAGCGUUUCAGUGGUUCUGUUAAAUUGCCUCACAUUCCGAGACCAAAGAUGAAAAUUUGCAUGCUUGGUGAUGCCCAACAUGUUGAGGAGGCUGAGAAAAUAGGAUUGGAAUCGAUGGAUGUUGAAGCUUUGAAGAAGCUAAACAAAAAUAAGAAACUGGUGAAGAAAUUAGCAAAGAAGUACCAUGCCUUUUUAGCUUCUGAAGCUGUUAUCAAGCAGAUUCCUCGUCUUUUGGGUCCUGGUCUCAACAAGGCAGGUAAGUUCCCUACACUUGUUUCCCACCAAGAAUCUCUUGAGGCCAAGGUUAAUGAGACUAAGGCUAUGGUCAAAUUCCAGCUUAAGAAAGUGUUGUGCAUGGGAGUAGCUGUUGGCAAUGUCAGUAUGGAUGAAAAGCAAAUAUUCCAAAAUGUACAACUCAGUGUUAACUUCCUUGUGUCCUUGUUGAAAAAGAACUGGCAAAAUGUUAGGUGCUUGUAUCUGAAGAGCUCCAUGGGCAAAUCUUACCGAGUCUUUUAAAGGCUUGAUUUUGAAUACAAUGAAUUUGGGAUUGUGCGUAAUAUUUUGUUAUUGUAAUAGCUGGGACAAGAAGAGUUUUUAUCAUCUUUCUACAAUUUUGUUGGUUGAGAUUUUGUUGUUACAAUUUUGUGUUCUUGAAUGUUGUUUAAUUGGUUACAAACGUUGGAUAAUUAUAGGGGAGCUAAUUUUAAUCCCCGGGUUUUACAUC
Messenger RNA from Medicago truncatula (barrel medic), 1012 nucleotides. Its product is annotated as 60S ribosomal protein L10a-1. The record is from RefSeq and is a predicted model, not a curated record. The transcript has 5 exons. Gene Ontology annotation, biological process: translation. Gene Ontology annotation, molecular function: structural constituent of ribosome; RNA binding. Gene Ontology annotation, cellular component: large ribosomal subunit. Lineage: Eukaryota; Viridiplantae; Streptophyta; Magnoliopsida; Fabales; Fabaceae. Bases 154 to 804 code for a protein of 216 amino acids.